AUGGAUGAUAGAACUUUGGUGUCUGGAAAUGGAGACGAGAAACCACAGUUUCCUCCAUUGGCUGGACAAGGUUCUAAUUACAAUCUGACUUUGGAUCGCAAUGAGGUUGAAAGCAAUUUGGGCAAUAUGAGCAAGCCUCUAAAUACUAGAAUGGCACAUUUGGAUGAGUUUCUUAAAAAUGUGAUCUCAGUUGAUCAAGAAGUGCAGCUGCUGCAACACGCUUCUUCUUCUUGUUCCUCACUACCCACUUCACUAUUUCUUGGGAAUUUCAAUUUGAAUGGACCACUAAUGAGUACUACUAAGAAGAAAAUUACUAUCGAUGAGGUAUGGAAGGAAAUUGCUCAUCAUGAUCAUCAUUCUCUCAAUCUCAAUUCUGCUGCAGCCCAUGAUUCUUUGCAUCAUCAAAGAAUGACUACUAUUGGGGAGCCAACAACAGAAACAACACCACCUGAACAUCUCCUAGUUCGAGCAGGUAUCCUAAAUGCUCAUCAAAUGAUGCCUAUUGAUCCAGAAGCCGUGGUAUCACAGCAGGCAGAUUGGUUUCAGUUCCAAGUUGCUGCUGCUGCUGCUGCUCAGCAAAUGACCAUGUUGGACUCAAAUUUCACGGUUUGUGAGUCAGUGUUUGAGAACUCAUCAUCAGCUAUGAAUCUUGAUAAUUUCUCUGAGAAUCAUCAAGUGGGUAUGUCAAUUCCGUUGCCAGAAAUAUCAGCAGCAUCAUCAUCAGAGUCUCAGGCAACUCAUGCCGAGAGGAAGCGCAAUUACUCAGAUGAAAUGAAGGAGAAAAGCAUUGAGAGGAGGCAGAAGAGGAUGAUCAAGAAUAGAGAGUCAGCAGCAAGGUCAAGGGCAAGGAAGCAGGCUUAUACCAAUCAGUUGGAGAGUAAAGUAUCUCACCUGGAAAAAAUGAAUACCUGGCUCAAAAAGCAAAAGGAGGUGGAGAUACUCUUAUCUUCAAAUCCUACUAAUUCCAUGCCUACAUACCAACUUAGGCGCACCAGUUCAGCUUCCUUUUAA
Messenger RNA from Fragaria vesca subsp. vesca, 1011 nucleotides. Its product is annotated as ABSCISIC ACID-INSENSITIVE 5-like protein 2-like. Gene Ontology annotation, biological process: positive regulation of DNA-templated transcription. Gene Ontology annotation, molecular function: DNA-binding transcription factor activity. The transcript is spliced from 3 exons. The record is from RefSeq and is a predicted model, not a curated record. The coding region runs from base 1 to 1011 and encodes 336 amino acids. NCBI's taxonomy places the organism in Eukaryota, Viridiplantae, Streptophyta, Magnoliopsida, Rosales, Rosaceae. Gene Ontology annotation, cellular component: nucleus.